ACCGAUACGCCCAUAUAGUGAAACACAUACAGCGAUAGACAGACAUGGCAACUGUUUCUGUCGGUCUUCCUCAGUGAAAGGGUUACAUCAAUCUUGUAACACGAUUAAGAAGUGUUAGGAUCUACACGGACAUAGAACAACCGAACCCUUGAACCCCUGACCCCGACGCGGCUCGCCAACGAGAGCAAGAGUCAAACCCUGCUAAUUCAAGGUACACCAGACGCUGGAUCUCCAUAACGAACGUUUCCACUCUGCUCAAGUUUCUGCAAGGGUUUCUCAACGAAGUUCUCACUUCUGUGUCCAUGAAGCGCCUUCGCUGGUGUCCUUCCUCAAGAGAGGAACUUGACAAUGCUGAAAGGAAGAUUUUUUCCUACAUGAAAAAGAAGUACCAGUCACGCUAUGUGGAAGUUGGCUGGAUAGGAGACAGUUCGAGUCCGUGCAGACUGUGGACGGUUACCAUGGAUCCCUCAGAACCUCCCCAAGGCGCGGAGUCACCGUUGCCUCUGGUGCUCUUGCAUGGUCUGGGCUGUGGUUCAGCUCUCUGGGUCAUGAACUUGGAAGCUCUCUCACGGCGGCGCGUCGUCCACUGCAUAGACCUUCUGGGAUUCGGACGCAGCUCUAGGCCCGCACUGGGAGAUGACGCCUGGCUCAUCGAGCAACAGAUGGUCAACAGCAUUGAGAUGUGGCGGCAGAAGAUGGGCCUCGAGCGAUUCGUUCUGGUAGGCCACAGCUUGGGCGGCUUCCUAUCAGCGUCCUACAGCUUGCAGUACCCUAGUCACGUGGCACAUCUUGUACUCGAGGACCCUUGGGGAUUUCCCGUGUUCGACCCUUCUCGACAACGUCCAAGCAAGAAAUUGCCCUUUUGGGCUCCACCAAUCCAGCAUUUCUUGAACCAUACCAAUGCCUUCUGGGGAGUCAGAGCAAUAGGGCAUCUCGGUCCUAUCGUUCUUGGAAAGGCUAUUAGUGAAGCAGACGUUUAUUUUGGUCACUUUGUGAAGGAGAAAGGGGCCAUUCCAAACUAUGCGUACCACUGCAACGUCAGGCGGCCUACGGGAGAGGAGGCCUUCAGGAAAUUAUGUGUUUUCUUCGGUUGGACAAAAAACCCUAUGAUGCAUCGCUUCCUGCAACUGUCUCCAGAGGUUCCGGUGACGUUCCUCUACGGUGACAAAUCAUUCAUCACUCGUUCACCAGCAGUGUUUAUUAAGAAACAAAGAGAGAGCACUGCCUAUGUUGAACUGAAGGUCCUGAAAGACUGCGGCCACAACGUGCACAUGGAAAAGCCUGAAGAGUACAAUGCAAUCGUUGUCAAAGUCUGUGAUAUGGCGGACGCUGAGCGCAAGAAAGAGAUCAUCGCUGAAAACCACGAGGUUGCACAAACAGAAGUGACGGUCAUGCGACAACUAUAGUCGUGUGUAGUCUAAGUACGGUACCUUGUGUGUGUGUGUGCACCCAUGUUAACAGCGUGACCAACAGCGUGACCAACAGCGCUUGCAAAGCGUAACACGGGAUGCGUGGCCUCAAUGUCAGCAAGGGAGAGCGUUCUUCCAUAAUGCAGAUCUCAAUGUCGUUCUUACACUGAACACGGCUAUAGUCAUGCAAGUUGGCUGUGCCAUGCGUUUUUAUGCCUUUUCAAUUCAUGUGUACAGUGCUCCGUAUGACACUCUUGGACAAACGUGAAGCAGUGUCACUGAGUUUGUCCACUUCAUAGUGCACUUGUGCUUGCUGUUUUAUCAUUAUCAGUCUAUCUCGUUUUUAGAUGUAUUAUCGUGCGAGUUGAUCUCUUACAGUACGCAUUAUAAUUAGAAACAUGCCCUGGAGAAAGAAUAUGCUGUAGAAGCGCUGUUAUAUGACGAGAGUCACGUAUAGUGCAAGAUUCAUAUCCCGAAUAUUUAUUCAGGUUCCGGAACUUAGACAGGCCUUGUUGACCGCCAUGCACUGCAAGAAAGUGCAAGUACAAUAAAGUUAUGGUUUGCUUCAAAUAA
Ornithodoros turicata is the source of this 1982-nucleotide messenger RNA. Its product is annotated as (Lyso)-N-acylphosphatidylethanolamine lipase-like. The record is from RefSeq and is a predicted model, not a curated record. Gene Ontology annotation, molecular function: carboxylic ester hydrolase activity; lysophosphatidic acid acyltransferase activity. Gene Ontology annotation, cellular component: mitochondrion; lipid droplet. Gene Ontology annotation, biological process: phosphatidic acid biosynthetic process; lipid homeostasis. The coding region runs from base 303 to 1406 and encodes 367 amino acids. The transcript is spliced from 7 exons. Lineage: Eukaryota; Metazoa; Arthropoda; Arachnida; Ixodida; Argasidae.